GCAGAGCAGAUUUAUUUCCGGCGGCGCUUGGGCUAGGUCAUCGCCGCAAGCACCUGGACGGGCGGACGGCCGAGUCCACGCACAUCUCCGCGACUGCCAAUCCGCAGAUCUUGCUUCCUGCACACUGCGCGCCGAUCGAUGGAGCCCCACAAGAACAGGAAUAGGAACAGGAAGAGGAAGAAGAAGACCCAUGGAGGCAGCCGCAGCUCCACCGUGGACCGGCUGAGCGCGCUGCCGGACUGCCUCCUCCACCUGAUCAUGUCCCGCAUGAAGGCCCGGCAGACGGUGCAGACCUGCGUGCUGUCCCGCAGGUGGCGGCACCUCUGGCGCUCCGCCCCCUGCCUCCACCUCCACUGGGCAGAGUUCUUCGAGCCCAGCCACGGGCUCCCGACCCAGGAGGAGCUCCACCCGCCCCGGGAGCAGCUCGCCAGGUUCCAGGGCUUCGGAGACUCGCUCCUGCUGAACCGGGAGCCCGGCUCGGCCCUGGACACGCUGUCGCUGCGUCUGCGGGAUACGCACGCGAGCCGCAUGGAUGCCGGCAGAUGGAUGCGCCACGCCUGCAACCUCUCCUCCCUCAGAGCGCUUCGCUAUGAGAUCUUCGGCGUCGGCGAGUCUCCUGCCCGGAUGCCUCCGGAUUUGGGGCCCAGCCUCACACGGCUGCACCUCGGCAACCUGUCCCUGGACGAAAGAUUUGCGGGGGUGGUCGCCUCGGUGUGCGUGGCUCUUGAGGUUAUGGAAUUGGAAGUGUGCGAGAUCGCUUGCCGCCGUCUCGCCUCUAACUCGCUGCGGAGCUUGGUUAUAGAUGGUGGCUACAUCGAUGGUGACGACGGUCAUGGCGACUACCAGCUGGUUAUAACGGCUCCUCGUCUUGCCUCGCUGCGAUUAAUGCUCGACUGGGGGAACGAGUUCGUCACGGUAAGAGCAUCUCCAGCAACGGUCGUUACUAUAGGAUCCUUGCUUUUUUGAACGAGAAAAUUUCUUGUACGCCAUCAAAAUUUAGAGUGAUCAAUUAUACGCCAUCGAAACUUAAGCAAAUUGAAAUUUUAAGCAAUCCCUUCAGCGCCA
This is a messenger RNA of Panicum virgatum (switchgrass), 1065 nucleotides long. Its product is annotated as MEIOTIC F-BOX protein MOF-like. Bases 139 to 966 code for a protein of 275 amino acids. Gene Ontology annotation, molecular function: protein binding. The transcript is spliced from 2 exons. The record is from RefSeq and is a predicted model, not a curated record. NCBI's taxonomy places the organism in Eukaryota, Viridiplantae, Streptophyta, Magnoliopsida, Poales, Poaceae.